AUAAUAUUGAUUGGCAGAUACGAAUGACUUCUAAACUUCAAUAUGCACAUGACUCCGGUCCACACCUAAUAAAACAUAUAUUGCCCAUAUUCUUCCGUCUCUCCCCACUCUUCACCGCACAGUUCUUGCACACUUCCAUCUUUCCAGGGGAGAGAAUAUCCACGACCAACAAUGUGGGCUGUUGAUUUGCAAGUAAUGUUAGUGGUGGGUUUAUUGGUUAUGUUACAGGUUCAACAGUCUUUGCAACUGAGAUCUAGUCAUCCAAUGCAUGGGGUUGUGGAUAAGAUCAAUGAGAAAGCAGGACCUUAUAUUGGGCUAGUGAUGACUUUUCCUACUGAAGAACUUGCACUUAUAGACUCUGCUUUCUUUGUUCCCAGCUCGGAGAUCCCAUGGGUUCACUUGGCUGGAAGGAGGUUCAACAUUGGGACUAUUAAAGGUGAAGAUGUAAUUUAUGUGAUGACUGGAGAGCAAACAGUGAAUGCAGGUAUGACUGUUCAAAUUCUACUUGAUACAUUUGAUAUCAUAGGAAUUGUUCAUUAUGGGAUUGCUGGAAGUUCUAAUGAUUCAGUGUACAUUGGUGAUGUUAGUGUCCCAAAUUAUGUUGCCUAUACAGGAUCUUGGACAUGGAAGGAAUUCAGGUCAGCAGAGGAGAAUGUAACAGAAUUGAAUUUUGGUAAUUUCAACUUCCCUGAGAAGGGAGAGAAUUUGUUGGCAAUGAUAGACUUCACUCCACAGCAAUUGUACUCUGUUGGAAAACCAAUGGAAGAGGUUUUUUGGCUUCCAAUUGAUCCAAAAUUAUUCAAUAUUGCUUCUGAACUUCAGGAUGUAAAGCUAAAACAAUGUGUCAGUGAGACAUAUUGUCUACCUGAAACACCAAAGGUUGUAUAUGGAUUGAGAGGUUCUACUGCAGAUAUAUACCUUGACAAUGCAGCUUAUAGAGAAUUUCUCUUCAAAGCAUUUAAUGUCUCUACUGUUGAUGAAGAGAGCGCUGCAAUUGUAAUGACAUCUCUAUCAAAUGGAGUGCCUUGUAUUGUGUUUCGUGGUGUAUCAGAUUAUGCAGGCGGAGAGGGAUUACUGUCAUCAACGAGCCUUACUUAUUUGGCUGCUGUGAAUGCUCUCAGUGUUGCUGUUGAGUUUAUUGGAUUAUUUGGCGAGGAAGCUUGCUAAAUAUGUAAACAAAUUAUUUAAUUUUCAUAAAGUAAUGUCCUAAAAUAUUUAGCAAUGCCCCAUGUUGUACAGUCAGUACUGAUUUCUAGAAGGUCUUGCCCUGCCUAUGAGGUGUGAGAGUUCCUAAAUGUGACCUGUGAAUGUUACCAUAUCCACCAUGUGAAUGACUCUCUUGGGAGCUGUCUGGUGUGGACACAUCUAGUUGCCCUACACAUGGAUCAGUGAAUACACCACUGAAUCUAGAGCUAAGGUGAAGAGUGGAAGCCCCCACUUCCUUUAGGUCAAAGAAACACUCUUGGCCCUUACUUAGAGGUCCAACUUAACAGUGCAGUAACUAGCUAAUCAGCGACACUAACUGACUCAACUCAACAGCCUUGGCACAACUCAGCAGCCUUGACAUAGUUUGACUAGUACAUUUGGAGGUAUUAAUAUAGUUUUUUCUUGCAAUUUUCAUGA
Quercus robur (English oak) is the source of this 1623-nucleotide messenger RNA. RefSeq names its product bark storage protein A-like. Lineage: Eukaryota; Viridiplantae; Streptophyta; Magnoliopsida; Fagales; Fagaceae. The transcript is spliced from 6 exons. The record is from RefSeq and is a predicted model, not a curated record. Gene Ontology annotation, molecular function: catalytic activity. The coding region runs from base 172 to 1167 and encodes 331 amino acids. Gene Ontology annotation, biological process: nucleoside metabolic process.